Messenger RNA from Cherax quadricarinatus, 4889 nucleotides. RefSeq names its product transmembrane protein 145-like. Lineage: Eukaryota; Metazoa; Arthropoda; Malacostraca; Decapoda; Parastacidae. Gene Ontology annotation, biological process: response to pheromone; G protein-coupled receptor signaling pathway. The record is from RefSeq and is a predicted model, not a curated record.
CGGAGGCGGCCAACAUACCAAGGUGGAGGCUGGAUCAGCCGCUCUCAUAUAUCCCAGGAUAUUCACCUCAUACUGAGCGCUGUGUGAGGCUUGGUGACUGUGGCCCUCUGAAACUGGUGGUGUGUUAGCACCAGUCAUUACAGCUGCUGCAGCAGCAUCGGUCACUACAGCUGUUGCAGCAGCAUCGGUCACUACAGCUGUUGCAGCCGCAUCGGUCACUACAUCUGCUGUAGUCACACCAGUCAUCAUUAGUGCUGCAGCAGCAUCAGUCACUACAACUGCUGCAGUCACACCAGUCACCACAACUGCUACAGCAGCAUCAGUCACUACAACUGUUGUAGUCACACCAGCCACCACAGCUGCUACAGCAGCAUCAGUCACGACAACUGCUGCAGUCACACCAGUCACCACAGCUGCUACAGCAGCAUCAGUCACUACAACUGCUGCAGUCACACCAGUCACCACAACUGCUACAGCAGCAUCAGUCACUACAACUGCUGCAGUCACACCAGUCACCACAACUGCUACAGCAGCAUCAGUCACUACAACUGCUGCAGUCACACCAGUCACCACAGCGGCAGCAGUCAGCACAGAUCCUGGAGUCACACGUCAGAGUCACCAAUCACUAAUAUCACAACAUUUACCAGUUAUUAUAUACUAGUAGAAUAUUUCUCAUCCACGGCAGUUCUCAUUCAGGAAUUUAAAGCCUCACCAAAGUCCUACUUCUUGAAGACUUCACAUGUUCCUCUGAUGAAUGUGGUUAUUGCUCACUGCAACUCUUGGAAACUAUGUUAGUAGAGAAAUACUGGUAAACCCGCAUGUUCGUCACAAAUAAUGGCAUUAAUGAUGUGUUAAGGACUGUUUGUGACAGUGGUGGUAGUGCAAUACAGAGAAGCAAUGUUGGAAGGCACUUGCAACACAAGACAAUAUUAUGAUAAAGACCCAGGUGUUGCAGAAAGUGUUUUUCCAUCAGUAACGAGCUGUUUAGCCCUUGUGGUUUAGCGCUUCUUUUUUAUCAUAAUAAUCAUCAGUAACGAACCAGUUUUCGCAAUCUUAGUGAAGUUAUUUACCUUCAAGUUGCUUGAUACUGAAAUCUCUGUAAGUGGUUAGACCAGAUAAAGCAACAAACUAUAAUUUUUAAAGGUGGUGGAGUGGUAAGCCAGUAGAAGGCCUCGGUCAGAUGACUAAAAGCUCCAGCUGCGGGUCUUCAUAUGACUAAGUCCCGCAUCAGGAAACACUUGUCCUGUUUCCUGACAAACCUUACCAGAUAAAGUAAAUAUGAAUAAAUGACGGGGGUUGCUAUUCAGAGACAGUUUUGGAUAUUUGCAAUAGUUUUGGGGACAAGAAGUCUGUCGUGUUAAGGUCCCUUUAGCCAGAGCUGUAAGGCUUGAUACGGCAUAAGCUGUCAGUGGCUCUACCAACAAGGCUGCUGCCCAAGGCGUUGUUCCUUCAUUUACCGAGUUCCUUCUAGCACAGGGCUGCCUGGCAUCGAUUCUAGAUAUUUGUGUGAAUAAAAUAUGACAAAGAAACGGCGAGAUGUGCAAUUCUAUAAAUCAAUACCCAAGUGGCAGAACAGCAACAGACACCGCCAGCAAAAACCUGAGUCGUCUUCAACAGUCCCGGGAGUUGCCUGAGUCUUGGAGUUGCAAUAAAGCGAACCCGAUAACAACCACAACGGUGUAGAGUACCACAUCUGUAUCUGGACCAUUUCAAUCAAGUACCAGAGUCAGGACGACUCAUUCAAAAGAGAACACAUCUUUCUAAAUUAUAGGAGGUUAUUACGAUGACCUGUAUUGCUCAUUACAGUGACCUGAUGAACGAAUCAUCGAAAAGGCCAUGCCGGGUUUCAAACAGAUACAAGGACAGUAUUUCCACGUAUCAACCUGAUGAAGGAAGCAGGUGCAAUGUUGAUCAGGUGCUGAGGAGUCAAAGGGUUGGAGGGAGUGACCUGAGUUCUCCGGCGAGGUCACCAACAGCAGUGUUGGUGAGAUGGGUGUGGGUGUGUGCAUACGUGUGUGCCACCUUCCUUGUGACCACCGCAGAAGCGAAGUACAUCGCAGGUUUUCUCAAGACAUCAGAGAAAUGGGCAUUUCUGACGAGGUUUUGUUUCCUCUCCAACGAUGGAGUGUUUACCUUCGAAGUUGAGUACAAUAUUGAAUAUGCAAUGGAGAAGUUACUUCUCUACUACGACUCAUCACAUCAGUGGCCAGCAGUAUACAAGUCCGAUAAGAGAUGCGAGGAGAAGGAGGCAGUGAUGAAGAAGGAAAACAACCAGUUCAUCAAUCUGACGUUGAUGUCUAUCAGCUCGGAGUGUGAGGUGGUUCGACUUCCAGGAGAUAAAGCUUUCUAUCACUGCAAAGGAACCAGGUCGUUCCGCAGUGUCAGAGAGAGGUGGUGGUUCAUUGCUGUUAGCAACUGUGACAGUGACAAGGGACUGGAAUUGGCUUACCGAAUUACUAUGACCAAUGGCUACUCUUAUUGGUUUAAACACUUCUCCGCGGACGAAUUCUAUAUACUGAGAACGGAUAUCACAGCUCUCGCUCUUCAGCUGGGAGUACUGUUCCUCUCUCUCCUAGCCUCAGCUGAGUUGAAGAGCCGGCAGCUGUUCCACACUACCUACCGACUAUACCUGGUAUCCCUGAUGUCACAGAUCAUUGGACUGGGGUUUCUGAUUCUUCAUUACGCGAGAUACGGCUUUGAUGGGAUGGGUCUACCUGGCAGCAAGCUCCUAGGUCGCCUGCUACACACACUCAGCACUGUGAUAAUGGUGCUAAUGCUGCUGCUCAUGGGCAAAGGUUUUAACAUCACUCGAGGUCGUCUGCGUCAGGCUUCGGCCGUACGUCUUACUAUCUUCAUGUGUCUCUACUGUAGCACCUACGUCACCCUCUUUACCUACGAACACCAGGUGUUCGACCCAGGGGAGGUACUGUACCAGUAUGAAUCACCUGCGGGGUACGGGCUUCUGGUGCUACGAUCUGUGGCUUGGUGUAUGUUCCUUUAUGCUUGCUUCUUUACUCUCAAGCACUAUCCAGAGAAGAGUGGUUUCUACUGCCCAUUCUUCACCUUUUACACACUCUGGUUCUUGUCUGGUCCUAUAGUGAUCAUCAUCAGCAACCAUGUGAUUGACAAGUGGGUCAGGGAGAAGGUGGUGAAUGGAGUUGAACUGUCCAUAACGUUGCUUGGACAUAUCUUCUUCCUGUUCCUGACGAGACCAAGUGCAGCCAACCGCAACUUUCCCUACCACGUUCGAACUACUCAGAUCUCUGCUCUGGAGCUCUCUGGCACAGGCGUGGUGGGCAACAAUACUCUAGAUGCCUUUUCCACCCACCGGUAUGCCCCUGACCUGCCCCAGCCGAAGACUCACACCGCCCCUGAUCUCUUUCUGGUCUCUGGAGCCGUUGAGAUGGCGUCAGAACAGCUGGAUAUGAUCCCUCUGCCUGGACCACGAAGUAUACUGAAGGAUGAUAGAAGUUUUCCACAUUAUACUCCAGGAGCAUCGUCAGUAGUCUUGCAAGAAGACUCCAAAACAGUAGAUCCUCCUCCUCCACAACUUCUCAACUAGAAGAAGAAUGCUAAUCCAUGAAUGUUAAUUAUUAACCCCAGAGAGUUAAUAAUAUAGGAUAUAACAUCCUUUCUUUGAGUAUGUGAUCAAUGACAGUAGAUUAUGUACUUGGUAUCUACUGUCUGCUAGGUGGACAGAGACGGCAGGCGUAAAAAACUUAUCUACAUUCUCUCUCUCUCUCUCACUGUCUGUCUCCCUCUGUUGGUCUGUCUCUCUGUCAGUGUCUGUGUCCUUGUCUCUCCCUCUGUCUCUGUCUCUAUCAUUCUCACGCUCAAAAUAUUUUUGUAAACGUCAAAAUAUUAAUUUCAGUCAAAAUGCAACUUAAAACUCUAUUUUCACUAAAUGCAAUAAAAAAUGUCUACAUAUAUACUGCAUUACGAGACUCUAAUAAUGGUAUAUUUGAAUAUUUAAAGUAAGAUACAAAACAGAGGGACCCAGUAGAUAGAUAUAUCCUCGUGGUAAGGAUCACCAUGGUCGAGUCUUCGUCAAAAAUACUUAUGUUAAGUCAAAGGACACAAAUCCAACUGAUGUGACAUUUUAUUGUGGCAACGUUUCGCUCUCCAGGAGCUUACCACGUUACCACAAUAAAAUGUAACAUUAGUUGCAUUUGUGUCCUUUUAUUUAACAUAUUGUCGGUAAUUCUACCAACAUUAAUACAAAAAUACUUAUGUAUAUCAUGUCUGUCUCACGUUGCUAUUGUUUAAUCAAUACAAAUUACUUGUAAACAGUGUAACAAUUUAUAUGAUACUAAUGCAAUUAAAAGUAAGAAAUAAAACGACUAAAUAAAAUAGCAUUUACUGAGAUAUAUUAUUUUGUUUAAAUGUAUAUUUAUAUAUAAGUUCACAGUAACUUAAUUUCAAAAUAAAAUCACUAUCAUGUACUGAAUUUACCUUUUUGUUUAGUUUUAAUUAAUCCUUAUUUUAGGAACUGAAGUGUACCUAUAUGGUGGUCAGCGCUGAAUUGCCCCAUUGGGUUUAGAGCUUGACUAUUAUUGAUUGGUAGUGGAAAGGUUACCAGGAGCAUUAAGGACCUUCUUGUAGUCGAUAGGCUUAUAACCCCAUUAAUAGAAACAUAUACAUACAUUGGUAUAUGAAUAGAGUCAAGGGAAGUUCCUUGAUGCUGGUGAGGGGCUCUUGAUCUAGGGAAUUUGAUCUGUGCUCCAGUUCCCUAAAUGUCUUCCAUCCCCCCCGAGACGCUGUAUAAAUCCUUACGGGUUUAACGCCCCUCCAUGACUAGAAUAUAUAUAUUAGAUAAUAAAACUUGAAGAUCCAUAUGGACUUAGUGCUUUUGUGAAUAAAUCAACAAUAAUCUUGAAAAUAGUCGUUAA